Messenger RNA from Botrytis porri, 687 nucleotides. RefSeq lists its product as uncharacterized. The record is from RefSeq and is a predicted model, not a curated record. The transcript is spliced from 4 exons. The coding region runs from base 1 to 687 and encodes 228 amino acids. Lineage: Eukaryota; Fungi; Ascomycota; Leotiomycetes; Helotiales; Sclerotiniaceae.
AUGGCCGUUGUUACAUCUCCUACUCUACCUUUCAACAAUCUUGAACGCCAUGAACUUUCCAAUGCACUCGAAUCUUCAACUGAACUGACAUAUCCUGUUUCAAGCAGCAAGAAAAUUAGCUUGGACGGGGAUAGAUACUUGGUGGUCAGUCCAUACGACGAAAAACCUCAUCUACUAGAUCUCGAUACAUUGGAUACGCCAAAUCAAUUGCUUGCUAGAGCCCUUGUUGAAUUGAAAUGUCUGAGAGAAGAUUAUGCAACUGCACCAUAUAUUGAUACUUUCAAUUGGCAAGAAGUCAUUGAUUCUCUUCAAGAGCUGGCAGAAGCCUCCAAUUACACCUGGAAGGAGGAAUUUUUCUACAUCGUUGUCUUCAGAUCUCAAGUCCCACCUGAAACCGUCGCCCAUUACUCUGACCUUGGUGCUCUUGACAAAGCUGCCCACGCCGAAGCGACCGAGAGUGGAGGAUUUCUCAAGUACUGGUUCGGAGUACCUGACAAGAACGGACGAAAUCUUGCAACUUGCGUUUGGCGUAGUUCACGAGAUGCUAAGAUUGGUAGCGUGGGUCCACACCAUCGAGUUGCAGCCAACGCAGCCAGACAUAUGUAUACAGAGUGGAAAAUCGAACGAUUAAGGCUCCUAGUGAAGGACGAUGUUAAAGGAUGGGAUAUUGAACAAUGGGUCGACUAA